AUGACGAUUGCACUCUGGUACUGCCCGCAGCAGGGUUCUGCUGCGUAUGAGAUUCUCGAGCUGUUGAUCGAGUCCCUCCAAAGCAUAUUCCCCAGCUCGCCAAGGUUCGAGCCACACAUCACGAUCACGAAUAACCUGGUGUGCAACGACCCGGAUGACGUGAACAAGAUUCUGACCUCCUGCGUCGCUGCGGUGCAGUCGAUCAAGCCGCUACUCGGGUCUGCAAGCAGCGGCGGACAGCUGGUCUCAUUCAAGCGCUGCAGCGUGGGAAAGAAGUUCUUCGACAAGGUGGUCCUUGAGUGUCACGAAAACAGAUACCUGAUCAGCAUUGCCCAGAUCAUGAGAGAACUUUACGUCGAGAUAGACGACACAUCCCGGAGCCAGAGGGCGGCGACGUGGGCUCGAGACGAGUUUCGCCCGCAUCUCUCGCUGCUGUACUCCGAGACCUACCCCAUCAGCCAGGCGUUCCUGCGGAUUAUACAGCAGAGGAUAGAAGACGCCCUGGAUGUCCAAUUGCGCAGCCUGCCCGCGACGGGCGGCGACCGCCAGCUCGCCUGGCAGCUUUCCACCACGCCGACUUGCUCGUGGAGUCUGCCGGGCACUUUCAAGGUGGUCAAGUGCGAGGGCCCCGUCGACGAAUGGCAAGUGCUCGGGAGAACAGAUGUCUGA
This is a messenger RNA of Torulaspora globosa, 669 nucleotides long. It is a transcript of the gene CPD1, whose product is annotated as 2',3'-cyclic-nucleotide 3'-phosphodiesterase. Gene Ontology annotation, biological process: cyclic nucleotide metabolic process. The transcript has a single exon. Lineage: Eukaryota; Fungi; Ascomycota; Saccharomycetes; Saccharomycetales; Saccharomycetaceae. The record is from RefSeq and is a predicted model, not a curated record. The coding region runs from base 1 to 669 and encodes 222 amino acids. Gene Ontology annotation, molecular function: 2',3'-cyclic-nucleotide 3'-phosphodiesterase activity.